AUGGCAGAUCCUGAUUUGGGAGAAAUGCUUAAUAGCAAAAAACCAAUUGUACUAUUAAACGAUGCAUAUUGGGAACCAAAAGUAAAAGAAUGGGUGCCUAAUUUAAAGAUAGAUGAAUUAGAUGAAGAACAGAAAAAUAUCAUUGAACAAAAAUUAUUCGUUGUUGUUCUAACCCCAAGUAACAUAUCUAGAUGUGCAACAUGUGGAAGAACAAUAACAAAGGGCACGUAUAGAUUAGGUGUACCCGAAUAUGAUAGAAGAGGAAUGUAUGGGAUAAUAAAUAGAUGGAAUCAUAUUAAUCCUUGUUCACAAAAAUAUCUUAAAAAAGCAAUUCAAGGCUAUGAAUUCAGUUUGGAUGAAAUUGAGGAGAGAAUUUCAGAAGUUAUUUCUGGCUGGAGUUGUUUACCUAUUGGAAUAAGAGACGAAUUUCUUGAUUUGUGCACAAAAGAAGUUAUUGCAGAUUCUAAUGAAUUUAGCAUUGAAAAUUCGGAUGAUCUUAUUAGUCGUUCUAUUGUAGAAGUAAAACCCACCCCCAUAAACCUUACAUAUGAAUUAUUACAAUUUCAAAAAGAAGGCUUAGCAUGGCUCUGUAACCAAGAAAAAUCAAUUGCGAGAGGAGGUAUUUUAGCUGAUGAAAUGGGUAUGGGAAAGACUAUUCAGACGAUAUCUUUGAUUUUAGAACAUGAUAUCCCUCCAAUUACUAAUAAAAUAGAAAAGGGAGAAAUCAUAGGAAAAAAUUUGGUAAUCGCUCCUGUUGCAGCAGUACUACAAUGGAAACAGGAAAUUGAAAGAUUUACCAAACCUGGUUCUUUAAAAGUUCAUGUUUACCAUGGCUCAAAAAGAAAUAAGAAUCAUGGGAGUAAAGGAACAAAACAAGAUUAUGGUGGAGUUGACAUUGAUGAUGCUGAUGUAGUAAUUACAACUUAUCCCACAUUAGAGGCUGAGUACAGAAAGAUUGUAUCAGCUUUCAAAUCUAAAUGCUCUUAUUGUGGUAGGUCAUUUUUGAAAAGAAAUCUAAAAAUUCAUCUUAAAUACUUUUGUGGUCCAAAUUCUAUGAGAACGGCAAAACAAGCUCUUACUGAAAGAAAAAAUGAGGGUUUAAAAAAAGCCAUGAGAACUUUGAAAAUUGGAUUAGAGGAAGGCGUUGAUAAGGCAAAGCAGCUGGAAGACAUUGCUCGAAGCUUACCAACAAUUUCUAAUGUCUAUAGGGAAAUAUUGGCCAAAGCUGAUUUACUUGAUGAUGACUCAUUAUCUUCAGCCCUGCCCUGGUUUACUUCCAGAAGAUCAAGAAACCAAAAAUUAGUUAAAGAAGAAAAUUCUGAUAACUACUUAAAGAAAACUGAUAAAAAAGAAAAAGUACAAAAGUCUGGAACAAUAAAAGAGGAAAAACCAGAAGAGAAUUUAGUGUCUUUAUUGGAAUGGGGAGGACUUAAACUUCCACUAAAAUCAGAGACAGUGAAAUCUAUUAAAGAGUUUCUUUCAAAUAUUGAAAAUAGCAAGGAAUAUUUAUCCACCAGAUUCGAUAUUAGUGUACAAAUUUUGGAUGACUUAAUUGAACUAUAUAAUAAUUGUAAAUCCAUUCGAAAGGCUGAGCUUGUGGAAAAACUAUCAAAUAUAUUAAGACUGAGUUCCCCUAACUCUGAGUCUAUUAAGGUAAAUAAUUUGGAUUUAAAUAUUAAGAAAGGCUCUAACACUACUUGCAAAAGUAAUAAAAGAGUAAAUAUGAAAACUUCAAAUUCUAAGACAAAAAAGAAAAAGUACAACGAUGAUUUUGAUGAUUACAGCAUUGAAGAGGAAUCAAUCGAUGAAUAUACUGAAGACUAUAGUGAAUCUGAAGAUGAACAAGGUUUUAACACAAAAGGUAAAAAGAAUGCAAAAAGCAAAAGAAAAAGACAGGUUGAUGACGAUGAAUAUCAAGUAGUGGAAGAAGUUGGUGAAAUUGAUGAUGAAGAAGAUGAUAAUGAGGAGGAGGAAAUUAUUCAAAAGCUAAGAAAACAUUCCGGUAUUUUUGAAAGAAGCUGGAAUCGUAUUAUUUUAGAUGAAGCACAUAGAAUUAAGGCAAGAACAACUUCCACUGCAAAGGCAAUAUUUGCCUUAAAAUCAAGAGGAACAAAAUGGUGUCUUACUGGAACCCCUCUUCAAAACAGGGUUGGCGAACUUUAUUCUCUUGUUAGAUUUAUUGGAUUCCACCCAUAUGCUUAUAAUUUUUGUCAGAAAGAAGAUUGUGAUUGUAAACAAUUAAAUUAUGUUACCCAUUCAAAAUAUUGUCCGUUUUGUGGGCAUUCAAGAUUAUCCCAUUAUUCAUAUUUCAAUAAGUUAAUUAUUAAUCCAAUUAAACGAUACGGUUUUUCAGGAGAAGGUUCUGAAGCCUUAAGAAGGCUUAAAGAAGAGGUAUUAGAUAAAGUUUUGUUAAGAAGAACAAAAGUACAACGUCAAGAAGACGUCAAACUUCCACCAUUAGAAAUUAAGGUAAUUCAUAAAGAGCUUUCUGCACCAGAAAAAGAUUUCUAUACUUCUUUGUAUCAAAGAUCUAAAGUUCAAUUUGACACAUAUGUUAAUCAAGGAACAGUUUUACAUAAUUAUGCCCACGUUUUUGAUUUGAUUAGUCGUCUUAGGCAAGCUGUUGAUCACCCAUAUCUAAUAGUUUAUGGAAAAUUUAAUCACAAAAGUGAUCUCGAAUACAAAAAAGAAUAUAAAGAAAUGGGUAAUGACGAAGAUAAAGAUAACCAAAGCAUAAAUGAUGAAGAGGAAAAAGUAGAUAUAAUCUCAAAUAAAGUCAUGCCUUCAAAAAGCAGAGCUGACAACAAUGAAGAUUUAUGUUACAUUUGUAUGGAUAAUGUUACGAUUGACCAAAGAGUUACAAGUAAAUGCAAACAUGGAUUCCAUAUUAAAUGCAUAAAAGAAUACAUUGAACAGGCUCCACAAGAAGAUGAAAUAAUUUCUGACUUUGAGACGGAAAGUAACCAACUAAUGAGAGGUGUUCUUGGGUGCCCUGUUUGCUACGUUCCUCUCACAAUAGAUCUUAAUAAGAUUUCAAACUUGGGUAUAAGAAAUAAAAGAACCAAAUCUGAUUUUAGUGAGAUUAAUGACGAAGAAAAUGAUACUAAUGACAAUAUGGAGUCUGAGCAUAUGCAAGAACAAAUUGAAAGAGAACUUGAAAGAAUUGAAAUGGCUAAACAAUUAGGUAUUAAUGUUAACGAAGAAAAUUUUAAACAGGAGCAAAAAGAAAAAAAAGAAGAUAUCUUAUCUUGUGUUAGAAAUAAAUUUAUUACUAGACAAAUUAAAACUCAAGGAUUUGAAAGUUCUACAAAAAUUGAUACACUAUUAGAAGAAGUUAAUAAAAUGAUACAAGAAGACUCUGAGGCUAAGGGUAUCGUAUUUUCUCAAUUUACAAAUAUGCUCGACCUAGUUUCCUACCGCUUAAAAAAAGCAAAUAUUGGAUGUGUCAUGCUUGCUGGCUCUAUGUCAAUCCUACAAAGAAAUAGCAUAUUGUAUUCAUUUAAUAAAUUCCCAGAUCUUAAAAUCAUCUUGAUUAGUCUCAAAGCUGGCGGUGAAGGUCUCAAUUUACAGGUUGCUAAUUACGUUUUUCUACUUGAUCCUUGGUGGAAUCCUGCCGUUGAAUUACAAGCAUUUCAAAGGGCUCAUCGAAUUGGGCAAAAGAAAAAAGUUACUGCAUUAAGAUUUAUUACAAAAGAUACUAUUGAAGAAAGAAUGUUCCAACUACAAGAAAAGAAACAACUUGUUUUUGAUGGUACUGUUGGAGCAUCUAAUAAUGCUCUUAACAAACUUAAUUCCGAUGAUCUCAAAUUUUUGUUCCAAAAUUAA
Cryptosporidium ubiquitum is the source of this 3825-nucleotide messenger RNA. RefSeq lists its product as uncharacterized. Gene Ontology annotation, molecular function: ATP-dependent chromatin remodeler activity; ATP binding; zinc ion binding. The record is from RefSeq and is a predicted model, not a curated record. The transcript has a single exon. Bases 1 to 3825 code for a protein of 1274 amino acids. Lineage: Eukaryota; Apicomplexa; Conoidasida; Eucoccidiorida; Cryptosporidiidae.